Molecule: messenger RNA, 1137 nt
Organism: Temnothorax curvispinosus
Lineage: Eukaryota; Metazoa; Arthropoda; Insecta; Hymenoptera; Formicidae
Exons: 5
Coding region: 55-540 (161 amino acids)
Source: RefSeq, a predicted model, not a curated record
CAAAGAAAGUGGAAUUAUUUAGGUUUACGUAAUUCUCCCAGUGUUAUACUGUCUAUGACAAUGACAAUACCAUUGCUGCCAGAACAGUACUUUACAAAAGCCUAUCAUAUAUUAUGCAAUACUUGUGAAGAAAAUGACCCUGACUAUGAGAAGAUAAAAGAAUUCUUAAUUUACGUUGAAAAGACGUGGUUAUCUAAGGCUUUAAAAAUAAGCGUGUAUGAAUGCCCUGUCAAAACAAACAAUGCUGUUGAAAGUUUUUGUAAUGUAAUAAAUAAAAAAUUGGGCGACCAUCAUCCAAACAUGUGGUUGUUUUUAGAGAAACUAGGAAAUGUCAUAAUGGAUCAAACAAUUGAUUUAAAGCGUUUGCACAAUAAUGAAGAAGUACGGUCUGUACGAUCACGAAAAAGUAUAGAAAGAGAUGUGAAAAUUUUUGAAACACAAAUCGAUCUGAUAUCUGGAAGAUUACUUCUUCAACAAUUUCUACGUAUGUUUAUUGGUAAAUUAGAUGACUAUCGUUGGAAGGAAAGUUUUACUGUCUAAAGCAAAGUAAUUAUCGCCCAAUGUAAUUUGAAAGUGACAAAGAUAAUUAGUGUUAUUAAGUUACAAAACAUGGAAGCAAUUAAAGGCAAAUUUAAAAACAGUACCGUCUACAUUUAUGAAAGAUAUAUUUAUCACAUUGACAAACGUUUGGAAGGUACAUACAGAUGUUCGACUCGUCGUAACAUUGGCUGUCAAGGAUUAGCGAUAGUCAGCGAAGAUGGCCAAGUAACCGUUACCUCUUUGCAUGAUCAUCCUCCUAAUGACAUGGUGGCACGUACAUCAAAAUUAAAACAAGAAAUAUAUCGUCUUUGCCAAGAGAGUAUACAGCCUAUAAAAAAAAUAUUUGAUGAUGUGUGUGAAAGUGAUCCUGAAGCAGCAAUGCAUUUAAGUUAUCCUGCUAUUAAAAGCACAUUGAACAGAAUGCGAGCUGCGUACAAACCGCCUGUACCAAAUUCUUUCGCAUCUCUCAGUUUGGAGCUUGAAAAGUAUGAUGCAUGCAAAGAUAUCUAUAAAGGGACUGUAAUCGCAGAAGAUAAUAGCAUGGGAUUUUUAUUUUCAAACAAUGAAUUGCUUGAUGCGUUGAAUGAAAGUACAGAA